Molecule: messenger RNA, 1131 nt
Organism: Cervus elaphus (red deer)
Lineage: Eukaryota; Metazoa; Chordata; Mammalia; Artiodactyla; Cervidae
Gene: MTNR1B
Product: melatonin receptor 1B
Exons: 2
Coding region: 1-1131 (376 amino acids)
Biological process (GO): G protein-coupled receptor signaling pathway
Cellular component (GO): membrane
Molecular function (GO): melatonin receptor activity
Source: RefSeq, a predicted model, not a curated record
AUGCCGGAGAACGGCUCCUUGGCCAACUGCUGCGAGGCGGGCGGCCGGGCCGAGAGCCCCCGCUGGACUGGCGCGGGCGGCGCGCGGUCCUCCGGGGCGCCCCGGCCUCCCUGGGUGGCGCCCGCGCUGUCCGCGGUGCUCGUCGUCACCACCGCCGUGGACAUCGUGGGCAACCUCCUGGUCAUCCUCUCGGUGCUCGGCAACCGCAGGCUCCGGAACGCAGGUAACCUGUUCCUGGUGAGUCUGGCAUUCGCUGACCUGGCCGUAGCCUUGUACCCCUACCCGCUGACCCUCGUGGCCAUCUUCCAUGACGGCUGGGCCCUGGGGGAGGCGCACUGCAAGGCCAGCGCCUUCGUGAUGGGCCUGAGUGUGGUCGGCUCCGUCUUCAACAUCACCGCCAUCGCCGUCGACCGCUACUGCUACGUCUGCCGCAGCGUGACCUACCACCGCCUCUGCCACCGCCGGCAUGCCGCCCUCUACGUCGGCCUUGUCUGGCUGCUCACCCUGCUGGUCCUGUUGCCCAACUUCUUUGUGGGGUCCCUGGAGUACGACCCGCGCGUCUACUCGUGCACCUUCGCGCAGACGGCCAGCGCCGGGUACACGGCGGCCGUGGUGCUGGUGCACUUCCUGCUGCCCGUGGCCGUCGUGUGCUUCUGCUACCUGCACAUCUGGGUGCUGGUGCUGCGCGCCCGCAGGAAGGUCAAGGCGGAGAGCAAGCCGCGCCCGUGGGCCGGUCGCGUGCGGAGCUUUCUGAGCAUGUUCGUGGUCUUUGUGAUCUUCGCCAUCUGCUGGGCGCCGCUGAACUGCAUAGGCCUCGCCGUGGCCAUUGACCCGGAAGAAGUGGCUCCCCGGGUCCCAGAGGGGCUGUUCGUCUCUAGCUACUUCCUGGCCUAUUUCAACAGCUGCCUGAAUGCCAUCGUCUAUGGGCUCCUGAACCAGAACUUCCGCAGGGAAUAUAAGAGGAUCAUCUCUGCCCUCUGGAACCCGCGGCGCUGCCUGCAGGACUCUUCCAAGGGCAGCCAGGCUGAGGGCCCGGGCAGCCAGCCUACCCCCGCUGAUAGCGCCCGGGCCCCUGUGCAGGCAGAUAAUCUCCCACCUGAUGCCCGGCCGGGCGACACACUCAGGAAAUGA